AUGACAACACCUGAUAUUUCUGAAUAUUCUUAUUUAUAUUUGUUUGAUGACGAAUAUUAUUCAAUAAUUGCUUUAGAACUAAAAGAAGUUGAUGAAAUUCAAGCAAUUAAAAUAUCACAUGAAUGGGAUAACGAAGAUA
Molecule: messenger RNA, 139 nt
Organism: Racocetra persica
Lineage: Eukaryota; Fungi; Glomeromycota; Glomeromycetes; Diversisporales; Gigasporaceae
Source: the annotation of a GenBank genome assembly